AAUAUGUAAGACGCACGUACUUACUGGCUGGCUGCAUAUAUUUUUAUUUGAUAAAAAAAGUGUAAAAUCAUAUUGUUGCUAAUGUUAUAGUUCCUUAGCGUCGCGGUGAGUAAUAGCACAUUGAUAAACGAUAUCACCACGCAAUAAGUGCGACACCAAACAGCUGUAAACUGAGGAGGAUUUAGUGAAUUGAUUCACGAUUUGACAUUGAAAAACAAAUGCCAUGCUGUUGGGGUGGUUGUGGUGGAAGAAGUAGAGCGACGAAGGGCAAGGAUAAAGCACAACAACGGUCGAUCGAAAGGAGAGCAUAGAAAUUGCGAAAAGAAUCACAAGAUGCCCUGCGAGAGCUGUGGCGUUGAAUUCACGGUAUUUCGCCGCAAACGCAGCUGCUUCGAUUGCAGGCGAUAUUACUGCAACAACUGUUUGACUGUGACGACAACACGACGCUGCCAACGAUGUGCAAUAUUUGCUCAGCGGCCGCUGCUGCGAACCGAUCUGCUGAAACUGAAGCCAAAAGAUUUGAUAUUCUAUUUGCAAUCCAAACACAUUUCCACUGAAGGCUGCCUGGAGAAGGAGGAGCUGGUCGGUCUGGUGUUGGCGCAUGUCGCACAAACGGAUCGUGCUGGACGAGCGCCGCCCAAUCAUAGUCCGGGGCGUGGCCAAGCCAAUCCCAUGGACAGUCUGAAGCAAACGUGCCAAAAUUUCUUCACCAAUCUGAGUGACAAUAUCAGUGAUUCCUUUGCCUCCUUCGACACAAAGUCCAGUGCGAAAUCCACAGCGAACAACAGUCGCGCCAACAGUCGGCAUGCCUCCCACGACAAUGGUGACUAUGCGCCGUCGGCUCCACCACCGCCGCCCACGCACAUUUUUGAGCAGCCACGCGUCUCAACUCGUGAGUUGCCAACGUAUGCAAGUGCAGCGAACGCACGAACGCAAGCGACGGCAACACGAAGCAGCUCGGUGGAGACGGCGCACGUUCAUGUGAGUCCAUCGACCUCAUCGACGCGCACAACAACGUCGCCGACGGCAACGGAGGAGCGUCGAUCGGCGCCGGUGCCCGCCGCAUUGCCAGUUAGGUCAAUUAACAAUAAUAGUGCUGCCCAUGCCGCCGAUGAUUCCGAGUGCGAGUGCUCCGAUGAUGAGAUUAUGCAAACGUUCAGCGAGCGUGCAUCGAAUAAGAACAGCGAGAACAGCAGUCGUCCAUUGGACACAGAUGCCGAUAUGACGACGGGUGGCUCUGCAGGAUUAGGUGCCACAAUAGCGGCUGCAACGCCUGCCACAACGAACACCAGUCCGGUUUACUCCAAGCAGGGCUCGCUUAGCUCCAAAGUCGAUGCAUGUGGUGCGGAGUCUUCGCAGUCCAGCUUCGAGGAACUGGGCGCCAUUGGGGGCAUCUCGGACGAGAGCAAGGCAGCAACGGAUACGAACAGCAGCAACUUGGAUCAAUGGCAGCUACUUGAGCAAAUUGCUCCCAAUGGCAGCAAUCAACUGCCACAGGCUCCCGAUGCAGCUGUAGCUGCUGCCGAUGCUGCUGCAGCCACCGAGGAGAUUCUGGAGGUGACGCUGCGCAAUGAGCCGGGGGAGACACCAAAUAUUGAGCAGCGUACAGUCACGACGAUGCCACCGCAGUUGCCACAGCGCGUGAAAAAGGUAACCAGGCGACGUUCGGAGGGUUAUCUGAAUCGACGACAUCAUUCGAGCGAUGAUGAAUCACCCGUGGGGUCCAAUGCUCCAGUGCUGAGCACAUUGAGUGAGCAACCGGAACCAGGUCCUGCCUCCGGCAGUUGUUCGCGUUGUGGCAAGAAUAAGACCAAUAUACGCAGGCAUGUGGAGAAGAUGCGACGCCAUCUGGAGAACUCACAAAUGUCCGAGGAGGAUAUCAAGCGGGAGCUGAAAGAGUUUCUCACGUAUCUGGAGCAGCGCACCAAGUCCUUGGAUUGCUCCGAGGCCGAUAGUCAUGUCGUUUCACCGCUGAGCGGAGCCGAAGCGGGCAGCAUUGCUGCUGGUGGUCGAGGCUCUGGAAUGCCCAUCACACCGACCAUUGAGUUCUCACCGACGCAGGACGACGAUGGACCUUGGGACGAUGAUGAAGGCAUUCAUGUGUAUGCCGCGCCACUUGGCUAUGAGCCAGCCAAUGGCAUUGAUUCACGCUUCGUAAACUUGGAAGACUUUGAGGACCUAAAAGACUUGGAAAACUUAACGGUAAAACAAUUAAAGGAAGUACUGAUGUUGCAUCGUGUUGACUUCAAAGGAUGCUGCGAGAAGCACGAGCUGCUCGAUCGCGUCGAAAGGCUGUGGAAAACAAUGCGCACUGCUCCAGCUGUUGAGAAACUUGCCACUGAUGAGCUGUGUAAGAUAUGCAUGGAUGCUCCGAUUGAAUGCGUGUUCUUGGAAUGCGGACAUAUGGCGACAUGCACCAACUGUGGAAAAGUGCUACCCGAGUGCCCGAUUUGCCGACAAUACAUUGUACGAGUUGUAAGAUUCUUUAGGGCGUAAAUUGUAAAUGGCAGCCCCAUUAGUUUUGCUUAUUGGUUUUAGGAAUAGGUAUACUAUAUACAUACACAUCUAUCUAUAUACAGACAGGCAGAUAUAUACUAAGAUUUGUGUAUAUAGCUGGUCAAGUGAUUGCUAUUCUGUGCACGUACAUACAUUUUAUGUAUCGAAGAUAAUGCAAAAUUUAAUGCACAGAUACGGUUUGGAUUGUGUGCUAUUUAUAUAUUGUGUCGUUAAUGAGUCUUAUAUACAUAUAUUGAACGCAGCAGUAACUCUCCGAUGAUAAUAAUACAUUAUUAUUGUUUCCUUAUUACUAUAUACAGACAAUUGUGUUUAAAGAGAAAAGCCAGCUAGUAGUAAGCGAUACAACUUGAAAAGUGUGUCUUUACUAUGUAAUUUGUGAAUUAGUUUUGCUAUUUAUUAUUUUUAUUCUUCCUGUUGUUUCGAGUGUGGAAUGAACGUGUCGUAGUCUUAGAUAAGCUAACAUUCCUAUGAAUUGUAAAUGACGGAAUCUAAUAUUAAAUUACUGUUGUAAAAUCUCGUCUAGACACGCAUUUACAUCAAUAA
Molecule: messenger RNA, 3060 nt
Organism: Drosophila albomicans
Lineage: Eukaryota; Metazoa; Arthropoda; Insecta; Diptera; Drosophilidae
Exons: 5
Coding region: 334-2496 (720 amino acids)
Biological process (GO): negative regulation of extrinsic apoptotic signaling pathway via death domain receptors; protein K48-linked ubiquitination; proteasome-mediated ubiquitin-dependent protein catabolic process
Cellular component (GO): cytoplasm; plasma membrane
Molecular function (GO): ubiquitin protein ligase activity
Source: RefSeq, a predicted model, not a curated record